Messenger RNA from Linum trigynum, 3251 nucleotides. NCBI's taxonomy places the organism in Eukaryota, Viridiplantae, Streptophyta, Magnoliopsida, Malpighiales, Linaceae. The record is from the annotation of a GenBank genome assembly.
CUCACUCGAUCGAAAUGAUAAGAAAUUCUUCCUGCAACUGAAUGGUCAUUGGCUCGAAUUUGUAUAUACCCCUACUCGAAAAAAAUUUCUCCAAACCCAAGGGGGUGCUUGCACCCCCCUCCUCUACAAGUGGCUCCGCCACUGCUUGGAAGAGUGUAUGACUUGGCAAGUUAAAAGGUAUUAAAAGUUACUUAAUUAACCUAACCGUACAUGUGAUUAUGUAUUGAGUAUGAUUUUUGGUAUAUGUUAUGUGUCAUGAGAUUAGUGAAUUAUUGGAUAAGAUGGAACGUGAUGGAUGAUGGCUGACUGGUGUAUGAUGCAUAUAAAUACCAGGGCCAGCUUAGAGGGUGUGCCAGCCGGCCCUUUGGCACAGGUCCUCCGACAAUUAGGGGCCUCCAACAAGACUCGUUAGUUAAUCCGAUUGUAUAUUGUAGGUUGUUUUCUAGUGUAUGAUUAAUUGAUUAUGAGUAUGAUGAUGAGUUUAAUUGUAUUAAUUAAUACUAGUGUUAGUUAUUGGUUAAUAAUCUCAUGUAUAUACACACUAGACACGAAUAAUGAUGGUUAAACUACUGUUUGUGUUUCGAAAAUUCUAUUUCUAUUAACAAUAAUACAAAAAAAAAUCUUAAUGAAAUAGCUACGAUAACAAUAGAAAAUGAUCUCAUGGAGACAACGAAAAAUAGAAAGAUAAUAUAUAAUUUAUUUUAAACAAUAUAGAAAUAUAUUGCAUUUCGAAUAAUAACAUUAUAAUCAUUUAAAUUUUAUUAUACUUAUAACAAGAUCUCAUGGGCCACAUCUCGAUUUUGUAACAGGGCCUCCACGAUCCAUUGAACGACGCGCUGAUAAAUAGGAAUUACCCAUGAAGACAGUAUUAAUAUUAAGAAGUGAUAUGUGAAUCUGUAAUAGCUCUAAGAGUAUAGAGAGUAAAUGAGGAGAUGUUCUGGAAAGGUUUGUAGGUUUUUUUAGAUUGAAAGAACUAGGGGGGGAAGUAAUUAUGAGACUCAUUUUAUCAGUGUUUGUUGCUUGCAAUGCAAUGACGACCAGCCAGCUACCGAUCGACGCCUUCCAUUCAAUAGUUGUCAAAGAGGACGAAGAGACACACCUUAUCUUAAACUUGAUCGGUUGUGAACUUCAAGAAGAGAGUUCUAGCUUGUUGCGUGCCACGUAUAUAUGCAUGCAUGUAUGAUCUCCUUCCUUCCUUCCUAUGACUCCAAAUUUGGAUGGUGCAGGAGGAGGAAUGACAGUUUCAUCGAUAAUUGUUUGCACAAAGCAAAUCAAAGAUUCGAAUUAUUAGUUUAAUCUCUAGAGCAUUCUUAUUUUUUCUUGCCAUUGAUGAUGAGCAACGAAGAACGCACUUGUUUACCUAAUUGGAAAUUUUAGGGCACUUGGGAUUUGCACUCUUCAUUUAUUUAUUUAUUUUUCCACGAAAUUUAGACUCCCUAAUUAUCCAGAACUCCCCAAAAUUAGAGUCGAGAAUAUUCUUCUUAAUCCAUCUACUACCUUAUGGAAUAUGCCUUUUUCCUCCACCAUUUUCUCGUUCACAAUUUAUUUAACCUUUUAAGGAUGUAUGACGUGUAAAAUCCAUGGUUAUUAGUAAAAUCGGUUUUAUCUGAAACAAAAGGCAAAGCCUUUAAAUACCAAGUCACCAUCCCAACGCCAUAACCUGCCAUUGAGACAAAAACCCAACACCAGAAAAGAAAACAGGGCUGCAAAAGCUUCCCUUUUGUGUUCCCCUUUUCCCCCUUCGUUUUUUUCCCUUUUCCUUUCCCGGGAAAAAAAAAAAAAAAAGAAGAUGGCCGUAAAAGCCGUUCAUGUCUCCGACGUCCCUCACCCCAAUCUCGAUCAUCAGCAGCAGCAACUGGCACUUUCUUCCCCCCGCGGCUUCGCCAAUACUGUUGACAAUCGUAAGGAAGGAGAAAGGGAAGGAGAGGAAACGAUUGGGUUGAUUACGAAGUUGGUAGUAAUGGGACACAGGGGCAGCGGGAUGAACAUGCUCCAAUCCCCGGACCCUAGGAUGAAAUCCCUCAAGGAGAACUCUCUCCUCUCCUUCAACGCCGCCGCCAAGCUCCCCCUCGAUUUCAUCGAAUUCGACGUUCAGGUGACAAAAGAUGACUGCCCGGUCAUUUUCCAUGACAACUUCAUCUUCACCCAACAACAGGGCGUGCUCGUUGAGAGGAGAGUCACAGACCUCACUCUACAAGAACUUCUAUCAUACGGGCCACAGAAGGACGAAUCGAAUGGGGUUGGGAAGCCGUUGUUUAGGAAAACAAAAGAUGGGAGGGUGUUUGAAUGGAAAGUUGAACAAGAUGAUUGCUUCUGCACUUUGGAAGAGGCAUUCAACAAAGUUGAAAGCCCUGUUGGGUUCAACAUCGAGUUGAAGUUUGAUGACCAGCUUGUCUACACCAAACAACAACUCACCCAUUCUCUAGAUGUCAUUCUCAAGGUGGUACAUGCGCAUGCCGGAGAUAGACGCAUCAUGUUCUCAAGCUUCCAGCCGGAUGCAGCACAACUAAUGCGAAAAUUACAGCAGAAGUAUCCUGUUUUCUUCCUGACCAAUGGGGGUUCAGAAAUUUACAAGGACACGAGAAGGAAUUCACUGGAGGAGGCGAUUAACGUAUGCAUGGAAGGUGGGUUGCAAGGAAUUGUGUCGGAGGUGAAAGCCAUCUUCAGGAAUCCAGGAGCCAUAGCCAGAAUCAAGGAAGCCAAGCUCUCCCUCGUCACAUAUGGCCAAUUGAACAAUAUAGGUGAAGUGGUUUACAUGCAACAUCUAAUGGGAGUUGAAGGUGUGAUCGUCGAUCUUGUCGAUGAGAUCACAAGAGCGAUAUCAGAUAACGAUUCGGACAAAAAAGUUGAUCAGCUGAGAAAAUUUCAGCUCAAUACAACGUUGCCACCUCAAUUUUCGAAAGAAGAGUUGUCCUUCCUGCUCAACCUAAUGCCUCAGCUCAUGGUUAACCACUAAAUUGUAAACAUGCAGUUGCCCUGUUUUCACUUUGACAUUUUCCUUUUGUCUCAAUGUACAUAGUAAACAUGGAUGUUCCUUUUAUUUCCUUUUUUUUUUUUUUACAAAUAGAAGGACUCGAAAUGAGAUUGUUGUAUGUUGUUGUACAAUACGGACAGUCCAAACAUUUCAGUGGGCUACAACUAAAAAAUUGCACGGGCUCGGCCCCAUAUGAAUGAUAGGCCGGUUUGGAGUUUGAUUGAUCCAUCCAUUCAUUUGUUUUCAUUUUUGUGUAUACUAAAUAUGCCAAAUGGUU